AUGGCUCCCGCUAACCUGCCCUCGGUCUUCAAUGCCACUUCCCAGGACAUUGAGAUGCUGCUUGCAGCUCAAGCCCACCUGGGAAGCAAGAACCUCCAGACUCACAUGGAGCCCUACCUCUGGAAGACCCGCGCCGACGGUGUCAACGUGAUCAACGUUGGCAAGACCUGGGAGAAGAUUGUCCUGGCCGCCCGCAUCAUCGCCGCCAUUGACAACCCGGCCGACAUUUGCGUCAUCUCCGCCCGUCCCUACGGCCAGCGCGCUGUCCUCAAGUUCGCUUCCCACACCGGUGCCGUCGCCAUCGCCGGUCGCUUCACCCCCGGUUCCUUCACCAACUACAUCACCCGUUCCUUCAAGGAGCCCCGCCUGAUUAUCGUCACCGACCCCCGCACCGACGCCCAGGCUAUCAAGGAGGCCAGCUACGUCAACAUCCCCGUCAUCGCCCUCUGCGACACCGACUCUCCCACCGAGUACGUCGACGUUGCCAUCCCCACCAACAACAAGGGCCGUCACUCCAUCGGUCUCGUCUGGUGGAUGCUCGCCCGUGAGGUCCUCCGCCUCCGCGGCACCAUCUACAACCGCGAGACCCCCUGGGACGUCAUGGUCGAUCUGUACUUCUACCGCGACCCUGAGGCCGAGGCUGAGGACAAGGUUGAGGAGGAGAAGCUCCCCGGCGUUGAGGAGGAGGGCCCCGCUGCCAUCGAGUCCGGCUUCCCCGCCGCCGGUGGUGACUGGGACGCCGCCCCUGCUGCCGCUGGCUUCACCGGUGCCCCCGCCGCCACCAACUGGGACGGUGCUGAGGGUGACUGGGCUGCCGCUGGCGCUGCCGGCACCGCUGGCGACUGGGCCGGCGAGGCCUCCGCCGCUGCUGCUCCCAAGGAGUCUCAGUGGUAA
Molecule: messenger RNA, 894 nt
Organism: Colletotrichum siamense
Lineage: Eukaryota; Fungi; Ascomycota; Sordariomycetes; Glomerellales; Glomerellaceae
Gene: RPS0
Product: 40S ribosomal protein S0
Exons: 3
Coding region: 1-894 (297 amino acids)
Biological process (GO): ribosomal small subunit assembly; cytoplasmic translation
Cellular component (GO): cytosolic small ribosomal subunit; ribosome; 90S preribosome
Molecular function (GO): structural constituent of ribosome
Source: RefSeq, a predicted model, not a curated record